GCUGGUUCAUCAAUGAGGCAACCUGAAGUGAUGAAGAUGUAAGGAAAGCAUCCUACGCUAACACUGUUGCAGUUGGAAAGGCUUCUCUGCAGAAUGUCAAACAAAGAUCGACACAUUGAUUCCAGCUGUUCGUCCUUCAUCAAGACGGAACCCUCCAGCCCAGCCUCCCUGACGGACAGCGUCAACCACCACAGCCCUGGUGGGUCUUCCGACGCCAGUGGGAGUUACAGUUCAACCAUGAAUGGCCAUCAGAACGGACUGGACUCGCCACCUCUCUACCCCUCUGCUCCGAUCCUGGGAGGCAGCGGGCCUGUCCGGAAACUGUAUGAUGACUGCUCCAGCACCAUUGUAGAAGAUCCGCAGACCAAGUGUGAAUAUAUGCUCAACUCCAUGCCCAAGAGACUGUGCUUAGUGUGUGGCGACAUCGCCUCUGGGUACCACUAUGGGGUUGCAUCAUGUGAAGCCUGCAAGGCAUUCUUCAAGAGGACAAUUCAAGGUAACAUAGAGUACAGCUGCCCAGCCACGAAUGAAUGUGAGAUCACAAAGCGCCGACGCAAAUCCUGCCAGGCCUGCCGCUUCAUGAAGUGUCUCAAAGUGGGCAUGCUGAAGGAAGGGGUCCGUCUUGACAGAGUGCGUGGAGGUCGGCAGAAGUACAAGCGUAGAAUAGAUGCUGAGAACAGCCCAUACCUGAACCCUCAGCUGGUGCAGCCAGCCAAAAAGCCAUAUAACAAGAUUGUCUCGCAUUUGUUGGUGGCUGAACCAGAGAAGAUCUAUGCCAUGCCUGACCCUACUGUCCCUGACAGCGACAUCAAAGCCCUCACGACACUCUGUGACUUGGCUGACAGAGAGUUGGUGGUUAUCAUUGGAUGGGCAAAACAUAUUCCAGGCUUCUCCACACUGUCCCUGGCGGAUCAGAUGAGCCUUCUCCAGAGCGCAUGGAUGGAAAUUUUGAUUCUCGGCGUUGUGUACCGAUCGCUUUCAUUUGAAGAUGAACUUGUCUAUGCAGACGAUUAUAUUAUGGAUGAAGACCAGUCCAAAUUAGCAGGCCUUCUUGACCUAAAUAAUGCUAUCCUGCAGCUGGUGAAGAAAUAUAAGAGCAUGAAGUUAGAGAAGGAAGAAUUCGUCACCCUCAAAGCAAUAGCUCUUGCUAAUUCAGAUUCCAUGCACAUAGAAGAUGUGGAAGCUGUUCAGAAACUUCAGGAUGUGUUACAUGAGGCCCUUCAGGAUUAUGAGGCUGGCCAGCACAUGGAAGACCCUCGCCGUGCAGGCAAGAUGCUCAUGACGCUGCCGCUGCUGAGGCAGACCUCCACCAAGGCAGUCCAGCACUUCUACAACAUCAAACUCGAAGGCAAAGUGCCCAUGCACAAACUUUUUUUGGAAAUGCUGGAGGCCAAGGUCUGACUAAAAGCCCCCCUGGGCUCUCCCAUCCUGCACGUUGAAAAGGGAAGAUAAACCCAAGAAUGAUGUCGAAGAAUCUUAGAGUUUAGUGAACAACAUUAAAAAUCAACAGACUGCACUGAUAUUUUAGCAGCCACAGUACGACGCAGCCUGCGGAUUCCGCCACAUCUUCCUGAUAGGUUUCCUCUACUUUAUCCCAUGAUCCUCUGGCCAUAUUCCUGCAUUCUUCCACUCUUCCUUGUUCCAUUAUUAUGUUUUGCUUCUUUCAGUAGUGGUUCCCUCUCCCUCCUCUCCUCCCUCCCUUCCUUCCCCUCCUUCCUUCCCUCUCUCCUUUUUCUCCCCUUCCUUUCUUCUGCCUCCUUCCUUUCUCUUCCUUUCUCCAAUCUUCUUCUCUUGCCUUGUUCUCGUCCCUCUUCCCUCUCUCACACCCCUUCCCACUCUACAUAAUCAAUACCUCUAAUCAUACGGAACAUUUCUUUUACCUCUUGAAUCUCUUCCCCAUCUCUUCCUUCCUCGUUUUCUUUUCCCUUUUCUUCCUUCUGCUGCUGAACUCUUAAAAGCGGUGUCUAAAUGGAGAGAGAUGGAAGCCAGCCCUGCCAAAGGACAGAGAUCCAUACUACGGAUGCCAGUGAACUUGUCGUGAACCAUGACAUCCCCAGUGAGUAAGGAAUCAAAGAGAGAACCAUACCUAAAGUACAGCGCAAUGCAAACGGAUCGACUUAGUGCAGUAUUAGAUUCUACUGGGCAGCCUCCGAUCAGACAGCCUAAGUGGCAGCAUUGGCUGCUUCUACUUGCUUUCUCAUCUAGAUCAGUUAGAGCCAUUUGAUUCCUUAAUUCUUUUGUCAAGUCUUCCAGGUGUUGGUUAGUUUAGCUACUAUGUAACUUUUUCAGGGAAUCGUUUAAGCUUUAUUCAUUCAUGCAAUACUAGAGGGGGGUAAGGAUACCGCAACCUCGUGCUGGCUUUGAACAAUUGAACACUCACGAAGGACAAAUGAACCCUGAAGGAAGAUUUUUAAAAAAAUUGUUUCGUUUCUUCUUACAAAUGGAGAUUUUUUUGUACCAGCUUUACCACUUUUCAGCCAUUUAUUAAUAUGGGGAUUUAACUUACUCAAGCAAUAGUUGAAGGGAAGGUGCAUAUUACCACGGAUGCAAUUUAUGUUGUGUGCCAGUCUGGUCCCAAACAUCAGUUUCUUACAUGAGCUCCAGUUUGCCUAAAUGUUCACUGACACCAAGGAUUAGAUUAUACCUACCGUGACACCGAGUGGUCCCAUCCACGAGCACUGCACAUGGGACUCCUAUCUGUAGAAUUAGCACCAGUACACCUCCCUGCCGGGAGGGACAGUCGCCAUACGAUUUCUAGCUGCCCUCGUGGUUAGGAACAAGAUGCUGCCUGUAUGCAGUUCAAAACUCUGUCUCAGAAGGAGCUGUGAGCCAAUAUCAUUUCAGAGGCAAUAAGGCUAAUGCCAGAAUUCAAACAAACCAAUCGUCAAAGACAGCAGACGCCUGACCAAAUUCUAAAAUCCUGAUCCAUAGGAGUUGAUUCACUUAGGAAUGGUUGUUUAAAUUAACCUGCAGGUUCGUUUCGUUUCGUUGUUUGUUUUUGUUUUUGUUUUUUUUUUACCAAAAGCUAAGCCAAUAGAUGUGCUUUUCAACAAGUAUGGUCACAGCACGAAGGUCAGUCAGGUUUCAGACUGUAACCAGGUGUAAUCUAAUGAAGAAAUCAGAUGCCCCCUCCCGAAACCUACAGUCGCCGAAUAACCAGAAAACAGUAACCUCCAUAGAACGCUUUACCAAUGGACCAGUGUUAGUAGCUGCUCUCUGUAUUCUGUGGACAGUCUUAUUCUAUGUACACAGAUGUAAUUAAAGUUGUACUCCUAACAAACAAAAGAAUAGUUCAGCUUCAAUGUUCCAUGUUUGCUGCGCUUUUCUGAACUUUACGUUGCAUUCAGAAACUGUCGUCUUGUUCUCGUGGUGUUUGGAUUCUUGUGGUGUGUGCUUUUAGACACAGGGUAGAAUUAGAGACAGUAUUGGAUGUAUACUUCCUCAGGAGACUACAGUAGUAUAUUCUACUCCUUACCAGUAAUAACUAAGAGAUUGAAACUCCAAAACAGUAUUCAUUACGAUCAGACACACAUCAAAAUCAUAAUAAUAUUUUCAAAAAAGGGAUAAUUUCUCUAAUGGUUUAUUAUAGAAUACCAAUGUAUA
Grammomys surdaster is the source of this 3603-nucleotide messenger RNA. RefSeq names its product estrogen related receptor gamma (gene Esrrg). Gene Ontology annotation, biological process: retinoic acid receptor signaling pathway; regulation of DNA-templated transcription. Gene Ontology annotation, molecular function: zinc ion binding; sequence-specific DNA binding; steroid binding. Bases 94 to 1401 code for a protein of 435 amino acids. The record is from RefSeq and is a predicted model, not a curated record. The transcript is spliced from 7 exons. NCBI's taxonomy places the organism in Eukaryota, Metazoa, Chordata, Mammalia, Rodentia, Muridae. Gene Ontology annotation, cellular component: nucleus.